Molecule: messenger RNA, 1149 nt
Organism: Lachnellula hyalina
Lineage: Eukaryota; Fungi; Ascomycota; Leotiomycetes; Helotiales; Lachnaceae
Product: 2-oxoglutarate-Fe(II) type oxidoreductase
Exons: 3
Coding region: 1-1149 (382 amino acids)
Molecular function (GO): dioxygenase activity
Source: RefSeq, a predicted model, not a curated record
AUGACUUUCGAACGACAUUCCAUGUUCCACAAUCCAAAGGCCCAGCAACUCAUACCAUCAAGCAAGACCCUAGACCCAAUCCUCCCAAUAAUGAACUCUAUUGCAAAAGACAACAGUGAAGCGGAGAUCAGCAUUCCCAUGAUCGAUUUCUCGCGGUGGUCGUUAGCAAGCAGUGCCGAAGAACGAGUCUCCGUUGCCCAAGACCUGGUCGCCGCUUGUCACAAUGUCGGAUUCGUAACCCUCAUCAACCACGGCGUGAGUCCCGAACUACUAGACGAGGCUUUCGGAUGGUCGAAGCGAUUGUUCGAUCUGCAGACCGAGGAGAAAAUGCUGGCGCCGCACCCACAUGGUGCAGCUGUUCAUCGGGGCUAUUCUUACCCGGGCUUGGAGAAAGUCUCGCAGGUUAUCAGCUCGGAUCCGGAGGUUGGGGAAGGCUUGAGAGCUGUGAUGGAUUGUAAGGAGAGCUAUGAAAUCGGCAGCGAGGAGAAUGAUGAGCAGCCUAACAUCUGGCUACCUGAAGAAACCCUCCCGGGAAUCCGGGACUUCACUAUGAGGUUCUACUGGGAAUGCUCAAAAGCUUCUCGCGAGAUGCUUGCUGCUAUAGGACGAGGACUGGGCUUGGAAGACCCCGGAUUCUUAUUGAAGUUUCAUUCUGGGCAUAACAACCAACUGCGGCUGCUUCACUAUCCCCCGAUCCCCGCUGCGGAAUUAGAAAAUGGAUCAAGUGCUCGAAUGGAAGCACACUCGGACUGGGGAUCGAUCACGCUGCUUUUCCAGGACGAGUGCGGGGGCUUGGAGGUCGAGAGCCCACACGUACGGGGAAAGUUUAUCAGAGUUACACCGUUGAAAAAUGCGAUGGUGGUGAAUAUCGGGGAUCUGAUGAUGAGAUGGAGUAACGACUACCUGAAAUCAACAUUACAUAGAGUCACUCUCCCGCCUGCGAAUUCGCACGACCGCUUUACAGGUCUAGAGCGGAUGACGAGGGCGAGAUACUCGAUUCCGUAUUUCGUGGGCCCGGAUAGCGAUGCGGUGAUUGCGUGUAUGAGGGAGUGUGCGAGUGCGAGGAAUCCGGUCAAGUAUGAACCGGUGGUGCAGAAGGAAUAUCGGCUCAUGAGGGGGAGGUUGCAAUAUGAGGACAAGGUAGCGUAG